AUGACAAGUAAAAAUAUGGAAGGAUCCGAAUCAUUCGACGAAAGCAAUGAAUGGGUAAUAGAUAUCCACCAAGAACGAGUUGAUUUUGACUGGCUCAACUACAAUCCUCACGUAUUCCUCCCGCUCGACUACGAAUAUUUCUUUCGUACAGGAAAAAUUAAAAAAAUAAAUAUUGAACCCCAAGAACCUCCUUCAAAUUGAAAACCAUGCUUCAUAAUUGGCUGUGGCCGUUCUGGUUCAACAGUUCUCUGCAAACUGCUUUCAGCUCACCCUGACCUCUGCUUUUUAAAUGAGCCACGUGAACUGUGAAUGCAGGCUUUCCCCAAUUUUGACGUUUGGUCAUCUAAGUCACGCGAGCGUGAAGGGAAGCUACGAAUGUCACGAAACGACGCAGACCUGGCUGGAGCUCGAAGGCUCAACGAAUUAUUUUACACAAUAACCAAUUUGGUCAGCCGAAAGAAACUGAUUGAAAAAACACCAGAAAAUACAUUUCGGCUAAAAUGGCUCGAUCAGCUUUUCCCCGGUUGCAAAUUUAUUAUGGUCAAAAGGAAUCCGAUAGGAACCGCUAGGAGUAUCGCAAGGUUCCAGCCAGACACGUGGUUUGGAUAUGGCGCGUAUAAAUGGGAGCAACUAUCAACCUUGCUGGCACGUUAUAAAGUAAUACAUAAUUAGAAGAAUUUGGCAUUGCCUGAGGAAUUUAUAACACUUACCGAAGACUCAGCAUUUGCUAAAGGACUCGUUGAAUGAGCCCUAAGUGUGCUCAGCGCAGAUUAGAUUAGAUUAGUUAAAAUUAUAGCGGGCCGUCGGGGUUUAUUUCAAUCCCUCUCCGUCCAACGGAUAGCUUCGUGUUGGCGCUAAGCGCUAUGCUCAGCGCAGAAGAAUUCAAAAUGUCCCUGCCAAAGGACGAAGUUAAGGAAAGAUUCAUGGAAAUCCAUUUAGAAAGGCUGAUAAACAGGCCUCAGGAAUCAAUGAAAGAAGUUUUAGAAUUUCUUGAAUUAGGAGAUUGUGAAGAAGUUUACAACAUUUCGUCGCAAAUCGUGCAAAAGCAUCUGACGCCGACGUUUUCGAUGCCUUGCUCACAUGUACACCAUUACGGCAGUGCAAAUGAAGAACACAUUCUGGCUUAUGCCGGAGCUUCCUUGAGGAAUUUGAUAUUUGAGCAUUCUUUGCACAAUUAA
Messenger RNA from Blepharisma stoltei, 1178 nucleotides. Lineage: Eukaryota; Ciliophora; Heterotrichea; Heterotrichida; Blepharismidae. The record is from the annotation of a GenBank genome assembly.